CUUCUAUCCACAAACGCAGAGUCUCUCUCUCAAAUGGGAUUCUUUCAAUGGCGAAUUCUCUCUUGAUCCUUCUCCGAUCACCAAUCACCAAUCACCAAUCACCGGCCUCCACAUCCUCCUCGUCUUUCUUCACUCUCUCUUAUAACCUCCAAAACCCCAAACGGAUCUUGCCAUCUCUCUCUCUCUCUCUCAUGGCGUCGGUGUUUCUGUAUCACGUGGUGGGAGAUCUGACGGUGGGGAAGCCGGAGAUGGUCGAGUUCUACGAGACCGAGACCGUUGAGUCCGCGAUUCGCGCCAUCGGAGAGUCGACGGAGUGUGGGAUUCCCGUCUGGAGGAAGAGAUCAUCGGCAGCUCUUCCUCCGGGGUUGGUGGAGAACAGCGAGAUGAGGCAGCAGAGGUUCGUGGGGAUACUGAGUUCUCUCGAUAUAGUUGCCUUCUUAGCGAAGAGCGAGUGUCUCCAAGAAGACAAGGCUAUGAAGAUCCCUGUCUCUCAAGUCAUCACACCUAACAACACUCUCCUCAAACAAGUUGAUCCUGGCACCAGGUUGAUAGAUGCGUUGGAGAUGAUGAAACAAGGAGUGAGACGGCUUCUAGUUCCGAAAAGCGUUGUAUGGAGAGGUAUGAGCAAGAGAUUCUCCAUUCUCUACAACGGAAAAUGGCUGAAGAACAGCGAAAACUCCAGCAGCAGCAGCGGCAUCUCCGCCGACUCCAACAGGCCCGCUACUUCCAAGGCUUCGAGCCGUGACAAGUUUUGCUGUCUCUCAAGGGAAGACGUGAUCCGCUUCCUUAUAGGUGUCCUCGGAGCAUUAGCUCCUUUACCACUCACAUCAAUCUCUUCUCUCGGAAUCAUUAAUGUAAACUACAACUUCAUUGAAGCCUUUUUGCCAGCCAUUGAAGCCACCAAAAGGCCACCGUGUGAUCCUAGCGCCAUCGCCGUAUUGGAACAAAGCGAGAACAACGAGAAACAGUUCAAGAUAAUAGGAGAAAUCUCAGCUUCAAAGCUCUGGAAAUGUGAUUAUCUAGCUGCAGCUUGGGCUCUAGCUAAUCUAUACGCAGGACAGUUUGUGAUGGGAGUUGAGGACAACAUGUCGUCAAGAUCAUUCAGCGACUUCCUCCAAACUUCAUUUGUCGGAGGAGGAGGAGGAGGAGACCAGAACGGAACAGCUGCGACAAAGGCCAAGAAGUUCAGCAGCAGGAGCAUCGGUUUUAAUCCGACAAGCCCGACGAGAUUGAGCAUCGGUAGGAGCAUGUACAGGGGAAGAAGUGCGCCGUUAACUUGCAAAACAUCUAGCUCGUUGGCUGCGGUUAUGGCUCAGAUGCUGUCUCAUAGAGCCACACAUGUUUGGGUUACAGAGGCUGAUUCUGAUGAUGAUGAUAUUCUUGUUGGAGUAGUGGGCUAUGGAGAGAUCUUAGCUGCUGUUACUAAACAGCCUUCUGCCUUUGUUCCUUCGAAUCGUUCUUACGAAGGAGGUUUUGGUAAUGAACAUCAAAGCUAAGACUACUACACAAAUCAAAAGGGACUCAGUUUUGGGUGUGUUUGUCAAAUUUGUGUACUAUUAAAUUUAGCAUCAGAGCUCAAAUAAGCAAAAAUAAACGAGCUCUAAUUUUUCUUUCUCAUUCAUUACUUAUGUGAACUGUUGUUGGUGUUUUAGUGUUUACAGCAUAUGUAUAAUAAACAGUUUUGUCUUAUUAUUUCUUAGAGAUAUAUUUGUAUUACAGAUAAUAAAACAGGUUGGCUAUUAGAGUUAAAGAAAGCGAUC
Messenger RNA from Brassica oleracea var. oleracea, 1760 nucleotides. Its product is annotated as CBS domain-containing protein CBSX6. The transcript has 2 exons. Lineage: Eukaryota; Viridiplantae; Streptophyta; Magnoliopsida; Brassicales; Brassicaceae. The coding region runs from base 48 to 1496 and encodes 482 amino acids. The record is from RefSeq and is a predicted model, not a curated record.